Saxophila tyrrhenica is the source of this 465-nucleotide messenger RNA. RefSeq lists its product as uncharacterized. The transcript has 3 exons. Bases 1 to 465 code for a protein of 154 amino acids. The record is from RefSeq and is a predicted model, not a curated record. Gene Ontology annotation, cellular component: membrane; endoplasmic reticulum; nuclear envelope. NCBI's taxonomy places the organism in Eukaryota, Fungi, Ascomycota, Dothideomycetes, Mycosphaerellales, Extremaceae. Gene Ontology annotation, molecular function: glutathione peroxidase activity; glutathione transferase activity.
AUGUCGGUCCCUAUCGCCAUCCCCAAAGAAUAUGGCUAUGUCGUUGCGACUACCGCCAGCACUUUCUUCCUCAGCAUGUGGCACGCAAUGCGCGUAGGCCCCUUCCGCAAAGCAGCCGGCAUCCGAUACCCUCAAGCAUACGCAGAGAACAGUGACAUGGCCAACGCCACGGGAGAGAAGAAGCACGCAAUGUACCUCUUCAACACCGCUCAGCGCGCACACGGAAAUUACAUGGAACACCACGCUGCCACCGUCAUUGCGAUGCUGGUCGCUGGAGUACAAUAUCCGAUCGCUUCGAGCGUGAUGGGUGUGGGCUGGGUACUGAGUAGAGUGGUCUAUGCGGUAGGAUACACCAGGAAAGACAAGACGGAUGGGAGUGGAAGGCUGAUCGGGUCUGGAUUCUGGCUGUUCGAGCUUGGGUUGUAUGGCUUGACUGCGUGGAGUGGGGUCAAACUUUUGCUGUGA